Amphimedon queenslandica is the source of this 981-nucleotide messenger RNA. Its product is annotated as serine/threonine-protein phosphatase 6 regulatory ankyrin repeat subunit A-like. The record is from RefSeq and is a predicted model, not a curated record. Gene Ontology annotation, molecular function: protein binding. The transcript has a single exon. NCBI's taxonomy places the organism in Eukaryota, Metazoa, Porifera, Demospongiae, Haplosclerida, Niphatidae. Bases 1 to 981 code for a protein of 326 amino acids.
AUGGUAUCACUAUUACUAAAAGCCAGUCUGUCUAACAAUAACUUAUUAAUUACUAACAAGAAAGGACAGACACCAUUACACUUAGCAGCUGCCUCUGGUGAUAAGGAUACUGCUGAAGCUUUACUGUUCUCAGUCACUGGUAGUUCUACUCAUCAUGAUCUCCUUACAGCUACUGAUAAUGAAGGAUCCACUGUAUUACAUACAGCUUGCAUUAAUGGCCAUACUGAUGUGUUUAAUUAUUUAUCCAGUAUUUAUCCUCAAGAUGUUAAUGCAGUAGAUAAUAGAGGACAUGGUUUACUUCAUGCAGCAUGUGAGGGAGGAGAUAUUGGAAUAGUAAGAACACUCAUUGAGACACAUGGACUGGAUCCUUUAGCAGAAGAUGAAGAUGGCAUCACCUGCUUACACUUAAUAGCAAAGAGAAAGGAAUUAUUAUUUGAUUUUUUAAUGGAUACUCCAGUUGAUGUAUACCAGUAUUUGGAACCAAACAUUGUCUCUAAUCCAGUACCUAAAGACAAGUUUGGUCGCACUCCUCUUCAUUAUGCUUCUCAUUCUGAUAAUAUUCGUAUGGUACGUUAUCUCAUAGAGACCUUCCCCUGUACUCCUGAUGAUCCUGAUAAAAAUGGAUACACUUCAGUUCAUGGAGCAUGUGAAGCUGGUAGUAUGGAGUUAGUACAAUACUUUCUAACUGAUCUCAAAUAUAAUGCACUAGCUGAAACUGAUGAUUGUAAAACCAUGCUUUAUUUUGCUAGUAAGAGUUCUAAUUUAGAGCUUGUUCAGUUUUUAGUUGAUGUAUUCAGUUUAAAACCUCGUCCACACGAUAUUGAAAUAGCUCAAUCAGUUAAUCCUGAUUCAUCAGUAGUUAAAUAUCUUCAAGAGAUACAUUAUGAUUUAUUUCUUUUAGAACAAAGGAAAGUGAGUGGAUAUCAUGAAAAACUUGAAGGACAACAAGUUGACCCACCAGGACAAGAUAUUGUAUCUUAA